This is a messenger RNA of Mesorhabditis belari, 228 nucleotides long. The record is from the annotation of a GenBank genome assembly. NCBI's taxonomy places the organism in Eukaryota, Metazoa, Nematoda, Chromadorea, Rhabditida, Rhabditidae.
AUGCUCAGAGUCGCGAUUGUUUUCCUCUCGAUCUCGCUUCUUUUCGAACGCUCAUUUGGAGCCCCACAACCGGGGACUUGCACUAAAGACGACGAAUGUCCAUCCGGAUCCGACUGUUUCAUCGAUCCAGAGAAAUGUCCGAAUGUGGGUGAAGGCUGCGGCGGCAUUUGUCGAUCCAAGAAUUGCGUCUCGGCAAACGAUUGCCCAUCAGGCGAGAUGGCACGAAAC